ACACAGACACACACACACAGGCGCGCAUCCAUACCCAAUCAAGAAUCACGAUGGCAAGCGGAUUACUGGCUGGCAAAGUGGCGUUCGUGACAGGCGCCGGUUCUGGCAUUGGACGUGCCACCUGUCGCAUAUUGGCACGUGACGGCGCCAAGGUCAUUGCCGCGGAUCGCAAUCUGGAGUCGGCUCAGGAGACGGCCAAGCAGCUGGGCGCCGAGCGAGCUGCCGCUGUGGAGGUGGACGUCUCGUCGGCGCAGAGCGUCCAGAGUGCGGUGGCCGCGGCGCUGGCACAGUUCAAGCAGGCGCCCAGCAUUGUGGUCAACUCGGCCGGGAUCACCCGUGACGGCUACCUGCUCAAGAUGCCCGAGCGCGAUUACGAUGAUGUGUACAGUGUCAACCUGAAGGGCACGUUUCUGGUGACGCAACAGUUCGCCAAGGCGAUGAUCGAGCAGCAGCUGACCGACUGCAGCAUCGUCAAUCUAUCGAGCAUUGUGGCGAGGCUGAACAAUGUGGGCCAGGCUAACUAUGCGGCCACCAAGGCGGGCGUCAUCUCCUUCACGGAGGUGGCAUCCAAGGAGUUCGGCAAGUUCGGCAUACGCGUCAAUUGCAUUCUGCCCGGCUACAUAGACACGCCCAUGGUGGCGGUGGUGCCCGAUAAGAUCAAGCAGCAGGUGGUCCAGCGCUGUCCGCUGGGCCGCUUGGGCCAGCCCGAGGAGAUUGCCGAGGUAAUUGCCUUCCUCGCCUCCCAGAAGUCCGCCUACGUGAACGGAGCAGCCAUUGAGGUCACCGGCGGCCUCAAGUGAAGCCGUAAGCUCGUGAAGCUCGGAUCGCUGCCCGCCCUGAAAAAGAAGCCGUUUGCAUUUAUUUGUUAUAGCUAAACAAUUAAACCCUUUAUUAUUUUUAGUUAAA
Drosophila montana is the source of this 906-nucleotide messenger RNA. Its product is annotated as estradiol 17-beta-dehydrogenase 8. The transcript is spliced from 2 exons. Gene Ontology annotation, molecular function: oxidoreductase activity. The record is from RefSeq and is a predicted model, not a curated record. The coding region runs from base 51 to 800 and encodes 249 amino acids. NCBI's taxonomy places the organism in Eukaryota, Metazoa, Arthropoda, Insecta, Diptera, Drosophilidae.